This is a messenger RNA of Ostreobium quekettii, 1194 nucleotides long. The record is from the annotation of a GenBank genome assembly. NCBI's taxonomy places the organism in Eukaryota, Viridiplantae, Chlorophyta, Ulvophyceae, Bryopsidales, Ostreobiaceae.
UUCGAUCCCUUGGGCAAAGCACAUGCUGCGGGAAGCUGGCCACUCAGAACCGUGUCAGGCGUGUGGAACAGAAAGAGCAGGAGAAGGAGGGUGCUGAUAGUAAUGUCCAACACGGGUGGCGGGCACAAGGCUUCGGCGCAGGCCCUCAAGUCAGGGUUCCAGAUGCUGUAUGGAAACAGAUUUGAGGUUGACAUCGUCGAUUUAUGGACUGACUACACUACCUAUCCAUUCAACCAGAUGCCUGGCACGUACAGUUUCCUUGUGAAGCAUGCAUGGAUGUACUGGCUUGUCUUCACAAUUUCGAACCCACGGUGGCUGCAUACUGCUUACUUCACUUUCGUGUUGCUGUUUAUCCAUGACAAGGUGGUACAGAUGUUUGAGCAAUACAAGCCAGAUCUUGCGAUUUCAGUGCACCCCCUCAUGCAGCACAUUCCCAUCAGAGUGCUGAACAGCAUGGUUGCCGCUGGGACUUAUCAGCCGAUUCCAUUCACAACAGUCAUCACCGACUUCACCACGUGCCACAACACAUGGUUCCACAAGGGUGUGACACAAUGCUUCGUGCCAACGGAACAGGCAUACCACCAGGCCAAGAGACUGGGACUGAGAGAUGACCAGCUGACCAUCCAUGGGCUGCCGAUUAGGCCUGUGUUCUCUCGUCCUCUGCCUUCAAAGAGCACCCUAAGGAAAAGGCUGGGCAUGGACAAGGACAGGCCAGCAGUGUUGUUGGUGGGUGGAGGGGAAGGCAUGGGGAAGAUCGAAAGCACUGUUGGAGCCAUUGCCAAGAAAGCAGGCUCGCUGUGCCAACUGGUGGUCAUCUGCGGACGGAAUCAGUCUCUUGUCAAGCGACUGAAAGCUCGGACCUUCCCCAAUGGCAUGAAGGUCAUUGUGAAUGGCUUUGUCAACAAUGUGAAUGAAUGGAUGGGUGCCUCUGACAUAAUCAUAACAAAAGCUGGUCCAGGAACAAUUGCUGAGGCCCUGAUAUGUGGCCUGCCUAUUCUGUUGAAUGGGCAUAUCCCUGGGCAGGAGGCAGGCAACAUACCUUAUGUAGUUGACAACAACGUUGGGACGUUUGAAAGACGCCCAAAAAGAAUUGCUGCCAUCGUCAAGGAUUGGAUCACCAGCAAGCAGGGGGAACUGAAGGAGAUGUCGAAGCGAGCGCGAGCACUGGGCAGGCCCGAGGUGUGCCACAGAUAG